AUGAGGAAAUUCCUCGCCUACACACAUCAACGCGAUCGAGUGCUUUGCGUGAAACACUCGGGGAAACCCCGCAUCGAGAAAGCCGAUUGCCUCGAGAUGAGAAAUAUGCGAGGCUUCGAGCACGAAAACGUGAAUCGUUUCAUUGGGCUUUGCGUUGAGGGACAAAACUACAUGUCCGUUUGGAGGUAUUGCUCACGCGGCACACUUGGGGAUCUUCUCAUUCACUCUCCGAUUCGAAUGGACGCUUUCUUCGUUUUCUCGUUGAUGAGAGAUAUCGCCGCAGGUCUCUCCUUCAUCCAUCGAUCCUCCGUUCACAUGCACGGAAAUCUCAGCUCUGAGUGUUGCUUAGUCGACGACAGAUGGCAAGUGAAGAUCAGUCUCUACGGACUCCGAACCGUUCAAAUGUGCCAUCGAAUGACGAAAAAAGAACUUCUCUGGACAGCUCCCGAGCACUUGAGACAACCAGAGGCCGCUCGGACUACAGAAGGCGAUGUCUACAGCUAUGGGAUUAUUUGCUCGGAGAUUGUCAUGCGAACUCCGCCAUGGGAUAUUGAGAAAAGAAAGGAAAGGACUGAUGAGCUAUUGUACAUGUUGAAACGUGGCGCCCAUCCACCUAUUCGCCCUGAGCUCACACUCGAACACAUCAUGGACAUGAAUCCAUCAAUGAUUCAUCUGAUCACAGAUUGCUGGUCGGAGAACCCAUUGGAUCGGCCUCCAAUCGAAAAAGUACGAAAUUUAAUGCGCUCAAUGCACCAUGGAGGCAACAAUAACCUAAUGGAUCACGUCUUCCACAUCAUGGAACAGCACGCGGAAAUGCUAGAAAAAGAAGUGGAAGAUCGAACGAAACAAUUGGUCGAGGAGAAAAAAAAGAGCGAUCUUUUGCUCUAUCGAAUGCUACCGAAAUCAGUUGCCGAAAAGCUGAAAGCCGGUCAACCGCUUCAGCCAGAAUCCUUUCAAAUGGUCACCAUCUUUUUCUCGGAUGUCGUCUCUUUCACGACUCUUGCGGCCAGAUGUACGCCGUUACAAGUUGUUAGCAUGCUGAACGGGCUGUACUCGAUUUUCGAUGGAACCAUUGAAACACACGAUGUUUACAAGGUGGAAACGAUCGGUGAUGGGUAUUUGUGUGUCUCUGGGUUACCACGACGAAACGGAAACGAGCAUAUUAAAGAAGUCAGUGAAAUGGCGCUCUCGCUGAUCAAACAAGUGGCCACAUUUCGCAUUGCGCAUUUACCGACGGAAAGGAUUCAAAUUCGAGUUGGUUUGCACACAGGUUCUUGUGUGGCCGGGGUUGUCGGCCUAACGAUGCCCCGAUAUUGUCUCUUUGGAGACACAGUAAACACGGCGUCGAGAAUGGAAAGCAAUGGGAAAGCCAGCAUGAUCCAUAUGUCGAGCGAGGCCCGGAAUUUUCUCCAUCACUGGUAUCCGAAUCAAUUCGAGACUGAAUCCCGGGGAGAAGUGAUGAUAAAGGGAAAGGGCAUAAUGGAAACGCAUUGGCUUCUCAGCAAAGCACACGAUCAUCCGCAAACGGGUCUCGAAAUCCCGGGUCAAAUCGACGACCGAUCAUCGACUCAACAAACCCAAGCAGCCGCCACAGCCUCAUCGAUGUACAGAGAAUAUAAAAGACAAGGAACAGUGAGGGUCGAUUCAAUCGAUGAAAUUUCG
Molecule: messenger RNA, 1662 nt
Organism: Mesorhabditis belari
Lineage: Eukaryota; Metazoa; Nematoda; Chromadorea; Rhabditida; Rhabditidae
Source: the annotation of a GenBank genome assembly